This is a messenger RNA of Poecile atricapillus (Black-capped chickadee), 987 nucleotides long. RefSeq lists its product as uncharacterized. The record is from RefSeq and is a predicted model, not a curated record. The transcript has 2 exons. Lineage: Eukaryota; Metazoa; Chordata; Aves; Passeriformes; Paridae. The coding region runs from base 1 to 987 and encodes 328 amino acids.
AUGGAGCCCCCCCGGAUGAGAUCAAAGCCCGAGGCUGGGACGCCAGGGUGUGCCGGAGGAGGGGGCGAGGGCCAGCAGCGCCGCAGGAUGCUGGGGGGAGCCUUCCUCCCCUGCUGCCGCUGCCCUCCAUGUUUCCCGGUGUCGCUGCCGCCGCUGCCUGACCCAUCUUGCAAUGGAGACCAGGGACAGUGGCCAGAUCCCAACGGCUGGAACCGAGACGAGCAAACUCCGUUGGCUCACAGUUCGGCAACUCUCCCAAAAUUCAUGGUUAAUAAAGGAGCUUAUUCUGUCCGGGACCUCUCCAGACACCUCGAAUUGCAGAUGAGCGAGUGGCUUCCCCACCGCUGGAGCCCUCUCCUUGGGUCUCUUCUCUCCUCACACCGCGGCAUCGCCAGCCUGGUGAGCCACCAGCAGAAGGGCCGAGGACAAAGGCAGGAGGACAGAAGUUGUGCCACUUUCCCUUCCCGCCACCUCCCUUCAAACACGGGCUGCUUUCUUCUGCUCAGCGAUAAAUUUGGCUCCGGGCGGCGUUCCCACCACCGGCACCACCGGCAGCCGGGCGCCCCAUCAGCGGCACGGAGAGCAAACUCACAGAUGCGUCCCCCAUCACUGCAGCCUCAGAGCGGAGGCACCCUGCUCCCCACAACCAAACAUUCCCGAUUUGGGGACUCUCCACGUGCUGUGACCCAUUCCAGUCCAUGCAGUGCCACCUCUCGGACAGUCCCUGAUUUCUCCCCGCCGCGGUUGCUCAGAGAGGCAGAUGACACACUGCAGGUUCCAAACCAGCUCUGGUUGUUGGUGGAGGCUGGUGGACCGGUGCCCCCACAUCCCCAGGCCCAUGGUGCGUGGUCCAAACUGGACAAAACUCAGGUGUGUCAUGGUGUUCAACACGGACAGACACGCGGAGGCUGGUGGCGUUUGAGGGUUGAUGCCUUUCCUGGGCAGAGCCCUUCGGUGAGACCCUGGAGGUCUCUGAAGUUUCUCUAG